This is a messenger RNA of Trachymyrmex septentrionalis, 2855 nucleotides long. Its product is annotated as prolyl endopeptidase-like. Gene Ontology annotation, cellular component: cytosol. The transcript is spliced from 12 exons. Gene Ontology annotation, molecular function: serine-type endopeptidase activity; oligopeptidase activity. Gene Ontology annotation, biological process: proteolysis. The coding region runs from base 675 to 2603 and encodes 642 amino acids. The record is from RefSeq and is a predicted model, not a curated record. NCBI's taxonomy places the organism in Eukaryota, Metazoa, Arthropoda, Insecta, Hymenoptera, Formicidae.
CUUUUGCUGACAGUUUGAACCGAAAUUAAAUAUCACCUGCGCCGGAAGUAAGGUACUAGGCUCUGAUCUAGCCUCUCUCUACAACUUCGUCUACGUAACCUACUCCUGCUACCUAUGGCACACGUAACUUUCCCGAGAUGUCGUCGACGGUGUUUCGUACAGCGCGAAUCCAAACGUCGUUCGUCGUGCCUGCACUAAUGAACGUGAAAUUGCGUGAAAUGAGACGAGAAUUCGGUCUUUAUACGGCAUUCUUGUUCCACUUGCCGACGGAGAGGGGAUUCGGCACUUUUCGCCUUCCGAAGAGGUUAUCUAGGUUCGAGCACAAAGUACAGCUGACCGAUGCGUGAUACAGCUGCGACGCCACUCUACUCUCGUCGGUCUUGGUCAGUCCUUGGUCAGUCUCAUCCAAUCCCUGUCUAUUCCCCGCGUGCGACCGAAUUUUGAACCAGGCGCGUAAAUAUCACGAUAAGGAGCCCCCCGUCGUCUCGUUAAUUGCGUGUUAUCGCCAGACUGUUAUCGCCAUUGCCUGUUUGCAAUACGUCUGGCUGUACCGAUCGAUUUUAGUAAAGGAUUAAGAGCUCAAAUGUACCGCCUCGCUCCGCGGAAAUGAAGCCGAGGGAGACAUAUUCCUUCCGCAUUUGUCCGAUUUGUCGGCGCCGCGCGACGAGAGGACGAUGCGCGCGGUAAUACGUUUGUUUAACGGAUUCCAGUGGAGAGCACACCAAGGGUACAGUGGUCCUCGGCGGCACGUUGACAAUCACGUGAAUUUGCAAGCAGCACGCUGGAUGACGUCCGCAACCACACCAGAAGACGCAGCUCGAUCGAAAAUUAUGGAUACGAGAAUACAGUAUCCUGAGGCGCGCAGGGACGAGAGCGUCGUCGACGAUUAUCACGGCGUUAAGAUAAGUGAUCCUUAUAGAUGGCUGGAAGAUCCAGACUCACCAGAAACAAAAGCUUUUGUUGAUGCUCAAAACGCCAUUACUAAACCGUAUCUAACUGCAUGUAAAGCUCGUGAUAAUAUUCAUGAUCGUUUGAAGCAGUUAUGGGAUUUUCCAAAGUACUCGUGUCCUGCCAAGCAUGGUGAAAAAUAUUACUUUUAUAAAAAUUCUGGUUUGCAAUAUGAAGGUGAAAAGUACUCAGAAAUUUUGGAAAAAGUCAAGUUUUCAUCGAUUACAUGGACUCAUGACAACCGUGGUAUUUUUUAUGGACAAUAUCGAGAUCAGCAAGGAAAAACUGAUGGUUCAGAAACGUUAGGUAAUGAAAAUCAAAAAUUAUGCUACCACGUUGUUGGUACAUCACAAUCAGAUGAUGUUGUCGCAGUUGAGUUUCCUGAAGAACCUUUGUGGAGGAUCGUGACCAAUAUUGAUAGUAAAGCUGUAUUCCGCACAAAUAAAAAUGCACCUAAUUACAAGCUAGUAGCUAUAGAUUUAUUGGAUUACGAACAACACAAAUGGGUUGAUCUUUUGCCAGAACAUCCUGAGAAUGUAUUAGAUUGGGCUGAAGCUGUGGAUGGAGACAAAUUUGUUGCCUGUUAUAUACAAGAUGUUAAGAACAUUUUGCAACUGCAUUGCUUGAACACUGGUAAAGUUCUUAGAACAUUUCCUCUUGAUCUUGGUACUGUUGUUGGAUUCUCGGGAGAGAAGAAAUUUUCUGAGAUAUUUUAUCAGUUUACAUCAUUCCUAACCCCGGGCAUUAUAUACACAAUCGAUUUAAAAAAAGAAGAGGAGCCACGUAUCUUGCGAGAAAUCAAAGUAAAAGAUUUUGAUGCGAGUUUAUACAAAACUAGUCAAAUAUUUUAUAAAAGCAAGGAUAGUACAAAAGUACCCAUGUUUAUAGUAACAAGAAAUGAUGCUACAUUAGAUGGAACUAUGCCAGGCUUACUUUAUGGAUAUGGUGGUUUUAAUGCAAGUAUUCAACCUACAUUCAGUGUUACAAGACUUGUUUUUAUUCAACAUUUCAAUGGAGUACUUGCAGUUGCUAAUGUUCGUGGAGGAGGUGAAUACGGAGAAAGAUGGCACAAUGCAGGACGCUUCUUUAAUAGGCAAAAUGCAUUUGAUGAUUUUCAAUAUGCAGCAAAAUAUCUUGUAGAAAAUGGAUACACUACCUCUGCGAAAUUGACGAUUCAAGGUGGCAGUAACGGUGGUCUGGCUGUUGGUGUAUGUGUAAAUCAAAGACCUGAUCUAUUCGGUGCUGCCAUAGCUCAAGUGGGAGUUAUGGAUAUGUUACGUUUUCAUAAGUUUACUAUCGGUUCUGCUUGGGUCUCGGAUUAUGGCAAUCCCGAUGAUCCCAAGCAUUUCGAGAACUUAUUGAAAUAUUCACCUUUACAUAAUGUAAGAAUACCACCAGAUGAUAUACAAUAUCCUGCGAUGUUGCUUUUGACUGCUGAUCACGAUGACCGUGUCGUACCUUUGCAUACUCUUAAAUUAACAGCCACUCUUCAAUAUACACUUGGAAAUAUAUCAAAACAGAAAAAUCCUUUAUUUGCAAAAAUAGAUACCAAAGCAGGUCAUGGCAGUGGAAAACCAACCAUGAAAAUGAUUGAAGAGAGUACUGACAUUUUAUCAUUUAUCGCGCAAUCCUUGGGCUUGGAAUUCAAAUUGUAAUUAAUGCUUAAAAAAGUCUAAAACUCAACAGAUUUUGCAUAAAAUCAAUGGAUUGUAAUGUGAUGUAACUAAACGCGCUUAUACGAUUGUCAUGUAUAUUGCAACAUAUUGUAAAACCAAGUAUGCUUUUAUUGCAAGUUCUUUUAUAAUAACGUGUUUUUUAUGGAAUAAAGUUAAGUAAAUUUGUACUUUACGACAGUGUUUAUAUAAUAUGUGUUCUUUUUUUUCAUUUUAAGUGUAAUAAGCAUAUAA